Molecule: messenger RNA, 6962 nt
Organism: Hypanus sabinus (Atlantic stingray)
Lineage: Eukaryota; Metazoa; Chordata; Chondrichthyes; Myliobatiformes; Dasyatidae
Product: zinc finger protein 229-like
Exons: 2
Coding region: 468-1910 (480 amino acids)
Source: RefSeq, a predicted model, not a curated record
GUCUUCGAGUAUCACGCAUGCGCGCAGUACACUGAAGGCCUUGAAAAUGUCGGAUGGAGGUUAAAAAUGAGAAGGAAUUCAUCUCCAGGAAGCUCAAAAACGACACGCCAGUUUUGUUGUCUCUGCCUAGAUACUUAAGAAGUGGAGCAAGGGAUCCAAUUGUCCACCCAUCCUGCUCAGACUGUCGGGAGGAAUUCACUCGGUGAUUUUGACCAACUGGCACGCCCAUCAUUUUACACAGGAAAAAGGACAUUCACCUGCCCAGACAGUGGGAAUGGAUUCACUCGGUUAUCUCAACUAAAGGUACAUCAGCAAGUUCACACUGGAAAAGGCCAUUCACCUGUUCUGUGUGUGAGAAGGGGUUCAGUCGGUCAUCCCACCUGUGGACACACCAAUCAGUUCACACCGGGCAGAGGCUAGUCUUCUGCUGAACUUCUGGGUAAGGAUUCACUCUGUCAUCUGACCUAAUGGCUCACCAGCGAGUUCACACUGGGGAGCGGCCGUUCACCUGCUCAGUCUGUGAGAAGAGAUUUACUCAGUUAUCCAACCUACAGAGUCACCAGCGAGUUCACACUGGGGAGAAGCCAUUCACGUGCUCAGUCUGUAGGAAAGGAUUCACUCUGUCAUCCACCCUACUGGUACAUCAGCGAAUUCACACUGGGGAGAAACUGUUCACCUGCUCAGACUGUGGAAAGGGAUUCACACUGUCAUCCCGCCUACUGAGACAUCAGCAAGUUCACACUGGGGAGAAGCCGUUCACCUGCUCAGACUGUGGAAAGGGAUUCACACUGUCAUCCCGCCUACUGGUACAUCAGCGAGUUCACACUGAGGAUAAGCCAUUCACCUGCUCAGUCUGUGGGAAAGGAUUCACUCAGUCUUCCACCCUACUAAUACAUCAGCGAAUUCACACUGGGGAGAAGCUGUUCACCUGCUCAGACUGUGGAAAGGGAUUCACUCUGUCAUCGAACCUACAGAGACACCAGCGAGUUCACACUGGGGAGAGGCCAUUCACCUGCUCAGUCUGUGGGAAAGGAUUCACUCAAUCAUCCACCCUACAGGGACACCAGCGAGUUCACACUGGGGAGAAGCCUUUCACCUGCUCAGUCUGUGGGAAAGGAUUCACUCUGUCAUCCACCCUACAGAGACACCAGCGAGUUCACACUGAGGUGAAGCCAUUCACCUGCUCAGUCUGUGGGAAAGGAUUCACUCUGUCAUCCACCCUACAGAGACACCAGCGAGUUCACACUGGGGAGAAGCCUUUCACCUGCUCAGUCUGUGGGAAAGGAUUCACUCUGUCAUCCACCCUACAGAGACACCAGCGAGUUCACACUGAGGAGAAGCCAUUCACCUGCUCAGUCUGUGGGAAAGGAUUCACUCUGUCAUCCACCCUACAGAGACACCAGCGAGUUCACACUGAGGUGAAGCCAUUCACCUGCUCAGUCUGUGGGAAAGGAUUCACUGUGUCAUCCAUCCUACUGGUACAUCAGCGAAUUCACACAGGGGAGAAGCCAUUCACCUGCUCAGUCUGUGGGAAGAGAUUCACUGACUCUUCCACCCUACGGAGACACCAGCGAGUUCACACUGGGGAGAAGCCAUUCACCUGCUCAGUCUGUGGGAAGAGAUUCACUGACUCUUCCACCCUAUGGCGUCACCAGCGAGUUCACAGUGGGGAGAUGCCGUUCACCUGCUCAGUGUGUGGGAAAGGAUUCACUGACUCUUCCACCCUGCAGAGACACCAGCGACUUCACACUGGGGAGAAGCCGUUCACCUGCUUAUUCUGUCGGAAGAGAUUCACUCAGUCAUCCACCCUACAGAGUCAUCAGCGAGUUCACACUAGAGAGAGGCUCAGAAUGUGGGAAAGGAUUCACUCAGUCAUCCCACCUCUUGGCACACCAGUCAGUUCACAGUAAGGAGAGGCCAUUGUUUUGAAUCCUUUGGUUUUGUUUGCUGUAGACUGUCAUUUUAAGAGAGAGAGAGAGAGAGAGAGAAAUUAAGAAGGUGAAUCAGUCUGACUUGCAGCUUGUUUACAUUGCUCGCAGCUUGUUUAGUUUUAACUGAGGACACAGACACUCAGAGUCAGACGGAGACAAAGGAGGAAAAAUGGAAGGAUCAAAACCAGGGAACUAGUAGCCAAGGAUCACUGUUUGGAACUUUCCUUCGCUCACAAGGGUGGGCUAAUUAUCGAUUCACUGUACAUCGAAUGUGUGGUUGUCACCUCAUUUGAUCCACAGGAGUGGAUCUGAUUUGGGAUAUCCUGUGGAGAUGACUUAUGUGUUAACCCUUGCCUGGCUGUGGCGUGGUCAUUCAUUUGAUGAUACCCCUUAUGACAAUUCACUUUAGGUGAUAAUUCAUAUGUACAUUUGUGAAGAUGAUGGAUAAAAUCUAGAGCGACUGUUCUCUCUUUUUACCACCAUGGAACCUGUGGAAUACAACAUAAUUGCGUUCUCUCAACAUUUACCCUGGAUUACAAAAAUAUCUCUCUCACAUCACCUAUUCUGUGAAUUAAUUGAACUUUAAUACUUUAACAUCUCCAGACUCCAAGCCUUGUUUCCCCUGAGCUCAGAAGUUUGGGAGUUAUAUUUACACACAUACAUACACAUAACACUCACGAGGAAAUCUGCAGAUGCUGGAAAUACAAACACAAAAAAAUUGCUGAUAGAACACAGCAGGCCAGGCAACAUCUAUAGGGAGAAGCACUGUCGACGUUGUGGGCCGAGACCCUUCGACAGUACUAACUGAAAGAUUGUAAGAGAUUUGAAAGUAAUGGGGGGAGGGUGAAAUGCAAAUGAUAGGAGAAGACCUGAGGGGGUGGGGGUGAAGCUGAGAGCCGGAAAGGUGAUUGGCGAAAGUGAUACAGAGCUGGUGAAGGGAAAGGAUCAUGGGACGGGAGGCCUUGGGAGAAAGAAAAAGGUGGGGGUGGAAGUACCAGAGGGAGGGGUAGAACAGGUAAACAACUAAAUAUGUCAGGGAUGGGGUAAGAAGAGGAGGAGGGGCAUUAACAGAAGUUAGAGAAGUCAGUGUUCAUGCCAUCAUGUUGGAGGCUACUCGGCCGGUAUAUAAGGUGUUGUUCCUCCAACCUGAGUUUGGAUUCAUUUUGACAGUAGAGGAGGCCAUGGAUAGACAUAUCAGCAUGGGAAUGGGAUGUGGAAUUAAAAUGUGUGGCCACUGGGAGUAGUCUUUUGCUGUUGGUUCAUUUCUAAAGCAUUAUGGUUUGUAACAAAAUGGGGCUGUGUCUGGGAUAUGACAAAUUUAAGGAUUGAUUAAUUAUCAAUUUCAUUGGGGAAAUCCCUUUUGAUUUACUUGUGUGUGGAAAACCAGCAGCAAUGGAUGUUGAUAGAUAUCUGGAAGUGUGAACCUCUCAGGCAUUAGAGGACACCAGAAGGAUUGAGUUGUUGAGUAUUGCUAGAACGUUAAUACUUGCUAAGGUGAAAUUGACAAUGAGGGGGGCACUGAUGCAGAGGAUAAUAGCUGAGCAUUAUGUAUCUGAGGGUGUGUUUAAAGUGGAGGAGUUGGAGGUGUUUCCUGAAAGUAAACCUCGUGAGCUUGAGCUCCAGUAGAAGUUAGAAAUAUUAAAGAUGGCUCCAGAAAGGCAGAGGCAGUUUCAGGCUAAAGAGGCAGAAAAGCAGACAGAAAAUUCUCUUACAAAGUGUAAUUAAGGGGAUAGGCUUAGCAAGCCUAUUCUGCUUUGACAGUUGCUGAAGCAGCUUAUUAUUUACUUAUUUAUGCUGCCCCAAUCAUUGCCACUGGGCUAUAAAUGUGCAGGAGCUGUGUGUGGUUCAGUGUUUUGCUCAAGGACACACAAGCUGCCUCGGCUGAGGCUCGAACUCAUGACCUUCAGAUCGCUAGUUCAACACCUUAACCACAUGGCCAUGCAUUAUGACCACAUAUUAUGACAUAGUGAAACAGGCUGUGCUCAAAGCUUACGGGUUGGUCCCAGAAGCAGACAGGCAAAAGUUUAGAAAUUUGAAGAAAUCUGUGAACCAGACAUACGGAAUUUGCUUAUGAGAAAUUUGUGUCUAUUGACUACUGAUGCACAUCUGAACAUGUAAAUGAUGAUUUUAACAGCUUGAGAGAGUUGGUUUCAAUUGAAGAAUUCUGAAGGUGCGUCCCUGAUGACAUAAAGACGUAUUUAGAUGGAAAUGAUGCUGCCACUCCGCAGGAAUCUGCUGGAUUAGCAGAUCAGUUUGCUUUAACUCAUGAAGUUAUGUUUACCCUGAAUAAGAGUUUCCAAAAGGCACUUGUCAAGUUGUGGGUAAACCUAAUGAGCUCACCCCAGUGGCCUGUACCUGCAUUCGGUGAACCCUUUUCCAAAGUUAUAGUGGCUUGUGUUGGCCCAUUGCCAAAGACUAAAGCUGGCCAUCAGUAUCUGCUAACUAUUAUGUGUACUACAUCCAGAUUCCCAGAGGCAAUGCCUCUCAGAAAUAUUAAAGCUAAAACUGUGGUGAAGGCUCUUACCAAGAUUUUCACUUUAUUCGAUCUGUCUAAAGAAAUACAGUCUGAUCAAGGAUGUAUUUGUAUAUCUGCAUUAUUCAAGCAGGUAGUUUAUGAAUUGGGAGCAAAACAGAUUGCAUCAUUUGCAUACCAUCCGGAACCAGAAGGGGCUUUAGAAAGAUUUCAUUCUACCCUCAAAACAAUGAUUAAGACAUUGUGUUGAAAAUGGAAAAGACUGGGAUGAAGGAACAUAUUUGCUUUCAUCCACAGAAAUAGAGUCAGUACAGGAAUCACUGGGCUUUAGUCCAUUUGAGCUUGUAUUUGGUUGCAGAGCGAGGUGCCCUUUGACCUUGUUAAAGGUACAGUGGAUUGAUGGGGAUGUACAUGUUAACUUGUUAGACUGUGUUUUGAAGUCCAAAAAUAAACUACACCAAGCCUGUAGUCUAGCGAGACAAAACUUAAAGAUUUCUCAAAACAAAAUGUUGGUUUGAUAACAGAGCUCGCGAAAGAAAAUACCAGGUGGGGGAUAAGGUGCUUGCCUUAUGUUGACGAAUCCACUCCAGGCGAAAUUCAAUAGACCGUAUGAGAUAGUCUCUCAAAUUAAUAAUGUGAAUUCUGUUAUUAAAACACCCGACUGACGUAAACUAACUCAGGUGGUGCACAUAAAUAUGAUAAAGCCUUUUUUGACAAGCAGGCACCAUCUGUGAGUAUUGUUGUCAAAACAAAUGAAUCUGGUAACCCUGAGAAUGAUACAAUUGACUCGUCUGAAACUUUUCACAAGCCAAACAUGGUCCCAGUUAGGCUAAUGAACUCGGUUGUUCUAGAAAACAUUGAUAACAAGUUGGCUCAUCUGCAGCCAAAGUAACAACAACAGCUGAAGGAAUUAAUUCUGAAGCACAAAGAUUUAUUUCCCGAUGUUCCCAAGCAAACCACGGUCGUAGUACAUGAUGUAGAUGUUGGUCAAGCCAAACCGAUUAAACAACACCCACUUCGCAUGAACGUAGACAAGUGUAAAUUGGCUGACCAGGGAAUUGAGUAUAUGCUGGAGAAUGGUAUUAUUAGGCCUUCAAAAUGAGAUUGGAGUCACUCUGCAUUAUUAUGCCCAAACAUGAUGGUAGUGUUAGAUUUUGCACUGAUUGUAGAAAGGUAAAUGCAGUGAUAAAAACUGAUGCCUAUCCUAUCCCUAGGGUGGAUGAUUGCAUCAAUAAGGUUGGAAUAGCUAAUAUCUUACAAAGAUUGAUCUGUUGAAAGGGUAUUGGUGUGUUCCAUUGACGGACAGAGGUAGAGACAUUUCUGUGUUUGUGACACCAUCUGGGUUGUAUGAAUACAAUGUUUUGCCUUUUGGAAGGAAAAAUGCUCCAGGAACAUCCCAGAGAAUGAUUGAUUUUGUAAUUCGAGGGUUAGAACACACAGAUACCUAUAUUGAUGACUUAGUUACAGGGAGUGGCACUUGUGAAGAGCAUAUCUCUGCAGUAGAGAAGCUGUUUGACAGGCUUUCCUAGGACAACCUUACAGUUAACUUGGCUAAGAGUGAAUUUGGCAAUGCCAGUGUGACCUGUCUUGGCUAUGUUGUACGUCAAAGCAAGUUGGCUCCUGUUCGGGCAAAAGUCCAGGCAAUUUCUCAUGUUCCUAUUCUGACUGCUAAGAAGGCUCUUAGUAGGUUUCUGGGAAUGGAUGGAUAUUAUCGUAAGAACUUUGCUGCUAUCGCUCUUCCUCUGACCAAUCUCCUGAAGAAGGGUGAAAAGUUUGUUUGGACCGAGCCUUGUCAGAAGGCAUUUGAUUGAUUGUUAUCAGUAUUUCAGAUUAGGCCAAUCAAUGUAGUGCUGUCAGCAAAUUUAAUUAGCAGAUUGGAGCUGUGGGUGGCAACACAAGUCAUGGGUGCACAGAGAAUAAAGGAGGGCGCCAAAAAGACAACCCUGUGGGGUAUGUGUGCUGAGGGUCAGAGAGACAGAGGAGAUGGAGCCCACUCUUACCACCUGCCGGUGACCUGACAGGAAGUCCAGGAUCCAGCUACACAAGGCAGGGUGAAGGCCGAGGUCUCUGAGCUCCUUGUCGAUACUUCACUCCUUCGUCUGGCUACUGCUCUGCCCAUGACUGCAAGGAACUGCAGAGAACAUCAGAGAAACAAGCCUCCCCUCCAUGGGCUCUUCCUACACUUCCCCUCCCUCGGAAAAGCAGGCCAUGUACUCAAAGAUCCUCACAACCACAAACAUUCUUGCUGCAAACCUGCUCUCCCAUUGGGAAGAGAUACAAAAGCCUUAAAGUGCGUAGCACCAGGCUGAAGGACGGCUUCCUGUCUGCAGUUAUAAGCCUAAUGAAUGAUAAAAUGGACUCAACCUCACAAUGUAACUGGACGUGACCCUGCACCGUAUGUCUAUCUACACUGCAUUUUCUCUGCAGCCAUAAUGCUUUGAUACAGUGAUUAUUUUGAUGUAUAUCAGCUCAAUGUACUGUUGUAAUGUAUCCAUCUGUCUGGAUGGUACAUUAGGCAAGAUUUUCACUGUAGCUCAGUACAUGAUGAUAAUAAACAA